Myripristis murdjan (pinecone soldierfish) is the source of this 773-nucleotide messenger RNA. RefSeq names its product claudin-4-like. The transcript has a single exon. Gene Ontology annotation, molecular function: structural molecule activity. The coding region runs from base 44 to 679 and encodes 211 amino acids. The record is from RefSeq and is a predicted model, not a curated record. Lineage: Eukaryota; Metazoa; Chordata; Actinopteri; Holocentriformes; Holocentridae. Gene Ontology annotation, cellular component: bicellular tight junction; membrane.
UGGUGGAUUUUAAUGGGAGUGUGUGACGGACAAAUUGGACGAGAUGGUUUCUCAGGGGAUUCAGAUCAUCGGCAUCUCAACGGCUUUGAUCGGCUGGGUCAUGGUGAUUGUGGUGUGCGCCCUGCCCAUGUGGAAAGUCACAGCUUUUGUUGGGGCCAACAUUGUCACCGCUCAGACCAUCUGGGAGGGAAUGUGGAUGAACUGUGUCGUCCAGAGUACGGGCCAAAUGCAGUGCAAAGUCUACGACUCCAUGUUGGCUCUGCCUCGGGACCUGCAAGCCGCUCGCGCCAUGAUCAUCAUCUCCAUCUUGACCGGGAUCUUCGGCGUGGUCUUGUCAAUCGCUGGCGGGAAAUGCACUAACUGCAUCGAGGAGGAGCGAUCCAAGGCUAAGGCGUGCAUCGUGGCUGGGGUUUUCUUCAUCAUCUCAGGGCUCCUCUGUCUCAUUCCGGUCUCCUGGUCUGCCAACACUGUCAUCACUAAUUUCUACAACCCGAUGUUGAUCGAAGCCCAGAGACGGGAGCUUGGGGCAGCUUUGUAUAUUGGCUGGGGAGCAGCUACACUGCUGCUGAUAGGAGGGGGGAUUCUGUGCUGGAACUGCCCUCCAAAACAUGACCACCCCCACUAUGUGCCCAAAUUUACACCUGUAAGGUCAACUUCCACAUCAAGAGAAUACGUCUAAAAUGUUUUGCAUCUCCUAUAUGGACUUUUGAUAUCACAGGACUGGAAACGUCUCCAAUUAGCAGCAAGGAAGCAACACUGAUAUUGAACACUGC